This is a messenger RNA of Xenopus tropicalis (tropical clawed frog), 3606 nucleotides long. RefSeq names its product BUB1B, mitotic checkpoint serine/threonine kinase (gene bub1b). The record is from RefSeq and is a predicted model, not a curated record. NCBI's taxonomy places the organism in Eukaryota, Metazoa, Chordata, Amphibia, Anura, Pipidae. Gene Ontology annotation, cellular component: kinetochore. Bases 150 to 3284 code for a protein of 1044 amino acids. Gene Ontology annotation, molecular function: ATP binding. The transcript has 23 exons. Gene Ontology annotation, biological process: mitotic spindle assembly checkpoint signaling.
CACAAGGCGGCUACGUGAUGCGUCACUACGCAUACGUGCUAUCGUAGCGCCAUAAUCUCGCGUGAUGAGAAUUGUGACGUCGGGAUAAUUUUGAAAGACAGGCGGCAAGGAGAUUGCGAUAAACAGCUUUGCGGGACGUUGCACUAGCCAUGGCGCAAGCUGGCGAUGAAUGGGAGCUAAGCAAAGAAAAUGUGCAACCCCUGCGACAGGGCAGAGUUAUGUCCACUCUGCAGGAGGUGCUCUCACAGCAGGAGAGUGCAAGCCACACUGCCAUUCAGCAGCAGAAGCAAGCAUUUGAGCUGGAACUGCGCUUCUAUUCAGGUGAUGAUCCACUAGAUGUCUGGGACAGGUACAUCAAGUGGGCUGAGCAGGCAUUCCCUCAAGGAGGGAAAGAGAGCAACUUGUGCCCAUUGCUGGAAAGAGCUGUUAAGAUAUUCCAUGAAGAACAGCGAUAUUAUGAUGAUCUGCGCUAUCUUAGCAUUUGUCUCAAGUUUGCUAAUUUCUGCUCAGAGCCUCUGGAUUUGUACAGCUAUUUGCACAGCCAAAGAAUUGGGGUCUCUCAUGCCCUACUUUAUAUCACUUGGGCCGAACAGUUUGAAGCUCGAGGUAAUUUCAAGAAAGCUGACUCCAUAUUUCAGCAGGGCAUGCAACACAAGGCUGAACCACUGGAAAAGCUAGAGAUCCAUCAUCGGCAGUUUCAGGCCCGAGUAUCCCGGCAAAUAUUACAAGGAAUUUCAGAGGGGCCAGAGGCAGAAGAACCUGAAGUUCCAGAGCCACAGCGCAGCUCACUGGCAGAUCUAAAGUCCAGAGGGAAGAACAAAGUGAAAGCACCCAUUAAUCGAGUUGGAGACUCGAUCAAACCACGUCCUCAUGGCCUCAGCGUUCAAGCUGCUCCAACACAGCAAAUUCCAAGCCGCUCUCGCUUUGCUGUGUUUGAUGAAAAUGCAGCCUCAGCAGCCCCAGAGCUGCCCUCCUUGACUCCACAGCAGUGGACUGCACCACCCCCUGCACGGUCUAAGGAAAAUGAACAGAAAGCUGGACAAUGGAACUCUGGCAGGCCUUCUAGAAACAGCCAUCAGGCUGCUGCUGCCUCUGAACCGCCCCAAACUUUGCCCAGUUUCAUGCCUUAUGUGGAUGAAAGUGCUCAGCAGCAAACAGUAACUCCAUGUAAAAUAAACCCAGCAGUCACUAGUGUCUUAAGCUCCCGCAAGCCAGGAAAAGAAGAGGAUCCUCUGCAAAGGGUACAGAACAAUUCCCAAGGAAAAGAGGAGAAGGUUAUGUACUGCAAGGAUAAAGUUUACGCUGGCGUGGAAGAGUUCUCCUUGGAAGAGAUAAGGGCAGAAAUCUACUUGGCAAAAAUACGGAAGAAGAGAGAAGACGACCUACAGGAGAUUGCACUGAGGAGGCAGGAAAUGGAGCGACAGAUACAGGAGAUGGAGAAGCAGCUAAAGGGAUCAUGUAUUGAAAGCGAAGAGAUCGUAAGUGAUCAGCCUGUACAGAAUGUUGAACCUAUUAUUGCCCCAUGUAAUUCCAAUACAAAUGAGAGUCUGUGUGCAUCUCAGCAGGCACCAGUCAUGGAAUUUCCACAUUGCUUUGAAAUGGCUGAUGCUGCUCCAACACUGCCAAGGAUGGAGACCCUGCCCGUAUUUAAUGAAACCGGGAACAAGCCCAGCUUGCCAGGUUUGUCUCCAGCACUUUCCUGUGACUUGCCCUUCACAAUAUUUGAUGAAUCUGCAGAAGCUGCACCUAGCAUGACUGACCAGAAGAGAAUGGCUGCUCCUGUACGUCGCCCACUUGCUGCUGUUCCUAAGUCCAUUGUUAAAUCACAAGAAUCCCAACUAACCGACACCCUGGAUGGAACUGAACCCUUAAAUGAAGAGGCAAUUGUGUGUGGCUCAGGUAAAAACAAAUCCUUAUUCCCUGACCCAGAAGACACUUGUGAUUUUGUGAGAGCUGCCCAUCUGGCGUCAACACCUUUCCAUAGGGCUAGGGACCAAUCAGGCGAAUGCUUACAGAGUGACUCGCUUGAUCUGGAAAGGCUCCCGCUUCGAGAGAAGACACCUGUGUGCGAGGAGUCUUAUAGACAAGAACUCUGCAUAAAGAAACUAAGCCCCAUUUUAGAAGCAAGCCAAGAAGAUACACGCACAUCAGUCUCCUCUGUGUCCUCAAUCUCGAGCACAACCAGCAUGUUCACUUCCAGGCCAAUUCCAGAGAAGCUCGAGCUGGCUACUCAGAUUACAGGGGUGUAUGAGUCUGAGCCAACCACAGAAGAGCUUCCACAAGCAGAAGAACUUGCAGAACUGCAUAGGCAGUUGCUGGAAUCUCUGCCAGAGCUGCUGGUCUCUCCAGAGAUCCAACAUGAGGUUGGAACGAUGCCUGAUAUGAAAGAACAAGGAGAGGUGGUGCUGGGUUGUGAAACUUACGGUCUAAAAAAUGAAGUCAUCCUUCAUCCUAACAGCAAGUUGUUUAUGGGUGCCCCUGUGGAUUGGGAUAUGGGAGACAUGAAGGCAUUUGCUCUAAAGGUGGAUUAUCAGCCACUUCCAUGGGAUUUCUAUGUUACAAUGCAGCUGAAGGAGCGCCUUGGAGAUCUAUUUGAAACAUUUUUCAUUGAACAAACUAACUGCUUCCUCUACCAGAAUGGGUGCAUCAGUCUCUACAAGGAUAUCAACCGUUUCAGUAUUCAAGAGAUCCUUUUGGAUUCUGAAGAACAUAUCAAAGAAGUAAUUGUGUUGGUAACAUACAACUUGUUGAGCCUGGUGGAAAAGCUUCACUCAGUGGAAAUUGUUCAUGGAGAUCUGAGGCCAGAGACUCUACUUCUGGAUGACAAGAUUUUUGAUUUGUCGUCAUCUCUGGAACUGAAGGGUUUAUUUAAGCUGGUAGAUUUUUCCCAUAGCGUGGAUCUGAAAUUAUACCCCAUAAUGAGCUCAUUACGUGGCUUCCCCAUUGCUCAAACUGAAAGUGGUCAACAAUUUCUCAGUCCUCAGUCCUCCCCUUAUCAGGUGGACCUUCUUGGCAUUGCAGACCUGGUUCACCUAAUGAUUUUCAGGAAACCAUUGCAGCUGCACCAGGAAAAUUCUGUUUGGAUGAUUUGUAAAGAGGUUCCUAGACUGCGUGGUGGAAAUCUCUGGAACAAAUUCUUUACAAAGAUCCUAAAUGCAGAAGGCCCAAGCACACGUGUUCUGGGGGAGCUAAAGGGAGAAAUGAUGGGACAAUUUGACAGCUGCUUUCAAGACAAACUUUGCAACUAUUUCAUCCAGCUGGAGAUGAGACUGAACCCGUUAUGAGACGCCCAAUUGCUCGUGCUAAGACUUAAACACAGGACAAUUGGCCUGAACUGUGCGCCAUGCUGUUACCUUUCUCCAGUGCUCAGUGUAAAUAUGUGCAUUACAUAGAAAUAUUCUGUCUUGUAAUGUCUGAGGCUUACAUGCAUCCUUCAUACCUCUGUUCCCAAUGUUGUUACACAAGUUUCUGUGUUUUUAUACAAGUACUUUUUUCUUACAUUUUCUUGUCUCUGUGCAUAGACUUCUGUGUAUAGCACUUUUCUUACUGGCAUGUUAUCUGUGUAUAAAACUGUAGAUACUAUUAAAACUCACAUUAAUAACCUCA